This is a messenger RNA of Contarinia nasturtii (swede midge), 534 nucleotides long. RefSeq names its product NTF2-related export protein-like. The transcript is spliced from 3 exons. Lineage: Eukaryota; Metazoa; Arthropoda; Insecta; Diptera; Cecidomyiidae. Gene Ontology annotation, cellular component: nuclear pore central transport channel. The coding region runs from base 67 to 492 and encodes 141 amino acids. Gene Ontology annotation, biological process: protein import into nucleus. The record is from RefSeq and is a predicted model, not a curated record.
AGCUGCAGCUAUACGACGUUCUGGUACAGACUUGACGAGGCGUCAUUAGGACCGAAUCCUAUUCAGAUGUUCAACAUGAACAUUGGACUUUCGUUGAAGAUCAACGAGUCGUCGAAGACGGCCGAAGAAUUUGUUCACCUAUACUACAGCAGUGUUGAUGCAAAACGUCAUCAAAUCUCUCGUUUGUACAUGGAUAAUGCGACGGCUAUAUGGAAUGGAAAUGGCAUCAGUGGCAAUGAAAACAUUCAACAAUUUGUUCAACGAUUACCAAACACGAAGCACAUGAUUGAAUGCAUUAAUGCACAGCCAAUUAUCGAUGAAUCGAUACCGAGCCAAGAAAUGAUAUUAAUUGUGGUCUCCGGAAUUUAUCGCUUACACAACGACAUGGCUGGAAGACCCUUUCAACAAAUGUUCACACUAUAUGCUCAAGGCGACAAAUGGAAAAUUGCCAUCGACAAUUUUCGCAUCCAAGAUGCGCAAUGGUCAAUGUAAUGUCAAUGGCAGUGAAUUUUUGGAAUUCAAAACUAAAAUCAA